Messenger RNA from Betta splendens (Siamese fighting fish), 1667 nucleotides. RefSeq names its product pleckstrin homology domain containing, family J member 1 (gene plekhj1). Gene Ontology annotation, biological process: endosome organization; retrograde transport, endosome to Golgi; receptor recycling. The record is from RefSeq and is a predicted model, not a curated record. The coding region runs from base 311 to 787 and encodes 158 amino acids. NCBI's taxonomy places the organism in Eukaryota, Metazoa, Chordata, Actinopteri, Anabantiformes, Osphronemidae. The transcript is spliced from 6 exons. Gene Ontology annotation, cellular component: recycling endosome; early endosome; trans-Golgi network.
UAGAAGAAGAAUCCACGGCGUUAGGCUAGUAGGAAAUGUCAGUGAGCUAAGCAGCGGACAGUGUCCCGUGUACCGUAAAGGAGAAGUCCGACACUGACGGGUUUGUUUGACCACAUGAAUGAUCAAACACACUCCGCUGCAUUUGGACAACACUAGGUAAAGCAUCGACCUGAGUUUACAGUUCAUACGACGCAGUUGCAUCGUAACAGUUAAUGUUAGUCGACUGCGUUGUCAUGUCUUUGCGUGGAGAAACGUCUCAACCAUAAGUCAAUAGCCGCUGCGUACGUCCCGUCGUCAACUGGUGACCGAGAUGCGUUUCAACGAGAAGGAGCUGGUGUUUCUGAGCCGCCAGCCCUCGGAGAUGGCAGCUGAAAUGGGAAUGCGAGGACCCAAGAAAGGAGACGUCAUAAAGAAGAGGCUGGUGAAACUCGUCGUCAACUUCCUCUUUUAUUUUCGGACUGAUGAGGAGGAGCCAAUUGGAGCUUUGCUGCUGGAGCAGUGUCGCGUGGAGAGAGAAGACCGACAAAGUUUCUCCAUCGCCUUUCUGGAUGAAGCAGAGAGGAAGUAUUUGUUCGAGUGUGAUUCCAAAGAGCAGUGUGAGGAAUGGAUGGACUCUAUUAUCAAGGCCAGUUAUGAGUUCAUGAGGAAGAACCUGAUAUUCUAUCGAACUGAAAUCCACAGGCUCACAGGAAAGGACCCCUUGGAACAGUAUGGCAUCUCAGAUGAAACUCGCUUCCAGGUCACCAACGGGCUGCAGCUCAUGUCUAGAGACACCUCCACCCUUUAGCACACAUUGUGUUGAGAGCCAUUUAUUACUCUUCACACUCCCAACAUGGAGUUUCAUCUGGACUAAGUAAUCAGUGCAGCCUUGGACUUCUCCAGAUGCUAUAGUUUCACUGUCAGUCUUUAUAGGUAACACAGGGCUUUAAGAAAACACUGUUUUAGUUAUGUUAAGUGGAUUUUAAAUGUCUUUUAGGUAUCAUUUAAGACUAGUUAAUCAAAUGUGUCUGUAAGUGAUGUUUUAUACCAUGUUUCUACUGUAUGUGCUGUAUAUAUGGGCAAUUGGAUACUCUGUCUUUUUCUCUAAAUGGUCAGGACCUAUGAUGUGACCAUUUAAUGUGGGAACACAGUUUUGCUUAUGAUAUACAAAGCAGAACACCUUCAAGUGCAUAUUCGCUGUCCAUGAGUUGAGCCACACAUUUCACUUCUUGUUUGCUUAAAAGAAUGAUUAAUUUUAGUUUUUUUAGUAUUUUACAGUAUAUAUUUAUAAUCUAAUACAUUUAGAUAUUUCAGGUUUUGAAACUAUACCUUUGCACAUAUUGGUUAACUUGGUGUUAAAACAAAAUAUUUUAUUUUCACCUACUUGAACUUACUGAAGAUUUUGUGUGACAUUUUGAAUUUGAUGACUUUUGGUUUGAUCAGUUUGACUUCACACCUGAGGUGGGGUGGGGGUGUGAAAUACAAUAACUACAGUUUAUUGUGAGGUCAGUAUUUCACCUGAACACCUACAAAUAAGUUAAAUAUUUAUUUCAAGAGCCUACCAUUAAAGAGAAUAAUGUGUCUUCUUGAAAAUAUUGCACAUUGAAUGUAGUUAGUCUUUUUCCAUAUUUGUGUUUGAUAUUUUACCUUGUUAUUUCUUUCGUUUUUAGUAAAAUCGUUUGAAAAUA